Molecule: messenger RNA, 1798 nt
Organism: Boeremia exigua
Lineage: Eukaryota; Fungi; Ascomycota; Dothideomycetes; Pleosporales; Didymellaceae
Product: glycoside hydrolase superfamily
Exons: 2
Coding region: 206-1681 (491 amino acids)
Molecular function (GO): hydrolase activity, hydrolyzing O-glycosyl compounds
Source: RefSeq, a predicted model, not a curated record
CACACAACAUCUGUCGCUUGACCAUAAUGAGCAAUGAUGUCAGCUCAUGCCGGCCUCCGAAGAAUGAUCCGAGUGCAACUGCGAAGAUCCACAGGCGUAUUUAAGCUUUGCUAUGGCGCUGCAGCUUACUUGGCCAAGCCUCGUCGAUUGACCUGCACCAGACUUCCCUCUCUAUGCCAAACCUCACUUUCGACGUGAAAGAAACAUGAAGACAGCAACGCUGCAAUUGCUCCUGGCCUCGUUGGCUAUAGGGUCUGUGGUAUCGCGAGAAGACCAGAAGCACCAUGGCAUCGGCAAGAAUGAUUUCAUCAAGGUUGACGGCUUGAGACUGUACGAUUCAAAGGGUGCACUACACUACCUUACAGGGAUGAACUACUGGGCAUGUAUGAACCUCGCUGCCGAUGACCAGUCUGGUGGCAACUAUUCGCGUCUGGUUACGGAACUUGACCAGAUGGCGGCAAAGGGGAUCAAUCAUCUGCGUAUUAUGGCUGGCUCCGAGGGUGCACCGACACCACAACCGUUCAGGAUGAACCCUCCUCUAAUGACUGCCCCUGGUCGUUAUAACGACGCCAUUUUCGAGGGCUUGGACAUCUGUCUUGCAGAGAUGUCGAAGCGGGGAAUGCGUGCAACGAUGACCUUGAAUAAUGAAUGGCACUGGAGUGGGGGGUUUUCUCAAUACGUAUCCUGGGCAAACAACAAUACUCGAAUUCCCUAUCCCGAGUCGUGGAACCUUACAGCACCACCACAGAAGCGCAGACCCGAUUCAGGCUGGGGCAACUACACUAAACAAGGCGUGGACGCAGCACCAUAUAGUGAGUUCACGCGCUUCGCAAAUCUGAUCUACAACAACACUCAAGCCGAGGCUUGGUACAAGGACCACAUCAGGACAGUCAUGACCAGACGAAACUCUGUGACAGGCCGUUUGUACGCUGAGGACCCUACCAUAAUGACGUGGCAGCCUGCGAACGAGCCGCAGGCUGCCAACGAGCUUGGCUAUGUCGGUAUCAAUCUAGUGCCCAACCCGGAUGACUUGCUCUUCCCAUGGGUGGAUCGCAUCACGAGUUAUAUUCGUUCCCUGGCUCCCAAACAGCUGAUCAGUCUUGGAUUUGAGGGCAAACAGGGAGAAUUCUACUUCAAACGUGCCCAAAACUUUUCGACGAUCGAUUAUGCAACCACGCACUGCUGGGUCCAAAACUGGGGCAUUUAUGACAUGUACAACUCGAGCGAAGCAAAUCUCAAGGCGGCUCAGGACUUCGCGGUGACAUUCAUGCGAAAUUCCAGUAGAUGGGCUGCUGAUAUUGGGAAGCCGGUCUUUCUUGAGGAGUUUGGCAUGGCUCGUGACAACUGGGAAAACGUGGGAAAGGAGUACCCGUACCUCAGCAGUGCAUCCACUACCCACAAAGAUGCGUACUUUCAGACUAUCAUCGGUGCAGUCAUGGAUGAGUUCCGCAACGGCGGUGCGUACAUUGGUACGUCGCCAUGGGCGUAUGGAGGUAUCUACCGUCCUGAAACGCAGCAUAUCAAUGAAUUCGGCAUGGUUUGGGCUGGAGAUCCGCCUCACGAGGCGCCCGGGUGGUACGAUCUCUACGACACUGAUCAAGCAAUGAAUAUCGUUGCCGCGCAGGAAAAGACCAUCACGGAUUGGAUUGAGAGGCAUGGAAAGAAUUGCACGUCCUACUGAGCGAGAGCGCUGGACCUUCAGUCAGAAGACUAUGACAAUGAUAAAGGUAGCCGACAUGAACUGUUGGGUCGCAGAUUUCUGAAAACGCCACGUUACGUGGGGUGAAUGAUCAGUUCU